Molecule: messenger RNA, 897 nt
Organism: Amphimedon queenslandica
Lineage: Eukaryota; Metazoa; Porifera; Demospongiae; Haplosclerida; Niphatidae
Product: peptidyl-Lys metalloendopeptidase-like
Exons: 2
Coding region: 86-778 (230 amino acids)
Molecular function (GO): metalloendopeptidase activity
Source: RefSeq, a predicted model, not a curated record
ACACUGGAGCAGGUUGAGCAUCUUCACUCAGUUUACUGACUAGUAAUUGAAAUAAAUACAAGUCUUGAACUAUUUCCAUAAUAAAAUGAUGAAGACUACAUUUGCAGUUCUCCUUUUGGUUGGUUUGGCCACUUGUGUCAUGAGUAGUGUCCCUCUUGCUGAUGAGGCCACUGGUGAUUCUUUUAAUUUGGACUUUCUCUCUCGUCCAGUUGAAGGAGAGGCCUCUCCAAUGGAGGACACUCAGGAAACAGUAUUCAUUCAAUCUUGUGACACAGCCCAGUUUAUUGGUGGAUCAGCUAAAGCUCGUGCUGAUACUCUAAAAGUUCAUCAGGGGCUUUGCAAUAAAAUAAUUCAAACUUUUCAUAGGGUUGGCAACACCAAAUCUUAUGUGACAUGGUUUGGAGCCUUCUCAAUUUCCAAUCAAAACCAUGUUAAGAAUACCUACAUCAAAAUUCACAGCAAAUUAACAUUCUACCCUGUCACAUACAAUUUUAAUGCUGACAAGUCCAAGUGCAGCAACGGUGAACUCCUUGCCUAUACUUCUUACGGUAGCAAUACUAUAUUCCUCUGUGACGGUUUUGUCAGUGCUAAGAACCCCUGCACUAAGGACGCUACUAAGAGCAAGGAACAUGAGCUGAUUCGUACCUGGUCUAUUGCUGCAGCUGACACUAAGGGAUACUCUACUGGGCAGGAUCCUACUAAAGAUCUGGCUAAGAAGGAUCCUUCAAAAGCUGUUGAUAAUGCUGAAAGCUAUGCUUACUUCUACUGUCGCCCUUGAGCAGUGUCUGGAGUAACUUUGGACUCAGUAUAUAAUUAUUUAUAAUUAUUAUUGUAUAUAGUGCUUUAGGCCAUUUUUCAGUUUCAAUUUUAGGCCAUUUUUUUGUUGUUUUGCUUUAG